GUUAUCUUCGUGAAACGAAACCGUUUCAAAAUCCGUAUUCCUCCCUCCACAACCCUCCCUCCAUCCAACCCCUAAUCGGCAACCACACUCCCCUCCACCGGAGAUUUUCGCAUUUCCAUCCCUUUCAAGAAUGACAGCUAGUUUGUUUAGUUCCAAUAAAAAGCGUUGUAGAAAUGACGAUGAAGAAGGAGAAAGACAGUGGAAGCAAAGGCGAAUGUUCCGCUGUAUGCAGAUGCGUAUGAUUUUGGCUGCAGCUGCGGCUGCAUUGGUAUGCAUCUAUUAUCUGAACUUUUUGGAAGACGAUGACAGUGAAAGUGAAGCCGACACUGAUAGUGAUACUGAUAGUGAUUCAGAUACGGAUCCCACAAGUGACAUUGAAAGCACAGGAAGGACAAACCAAAUUACUGAUCAAUAGAAAAGGAAACACCUGCAACGUUGUUAGUAGAAACGGGAAGAUUCUGAAACCUGAGCAUUACGGCUUUCAUAGUAGGAUGACUCAACUUAUACUCUGGUUAAAUUGCUAAUGAAUUUGAGAACCUUGUUUCAACAUGGGAAACUUUUAUUUUAAAUUGCUAGAAGAGAAAAAUGAAAUGCAUUUUGGUUAUUGAAUUUUCAAGUUAGAGAGAAAAUUUAUUUUAUUGUUUUGUUUAAUCAGUAGUUUUGGAUUAUUAAAUGGUCAUUAGAAUUAUUUUUGUAUAUUUGCUACUAACUCCUUAAUUUCUGUUUCUAAUGAUUUUAGUAUUAUGUCAUAUAGUUGGGUCUAUGGUUCUUUUCUAGUCCUAAAUACCUAAUGCAUUUGUAGUUUGUCUUAGUUUUAUACCAAUCAAUCAUUUUUUUUUUUACGAAAUUUUGUAGUCUCACUUUAAGCUUUUCUGUUUUAGAAGUGAGCGUCUCUAAGGAGUUUGGUGGAAAAUAAGUAAUAUUUUCGGAAAAAAAAUGGAUUGAAAAUACAAACUAUUCAUAUUUUGAUAUCUAGUUUUUGCAAUAUUUACCAUAUAUGCUCACAUGGCAAGCGUUGGCCGGAGAACAUCAUGUAGGGUGCCACUCUCAUCUCUUGUACCAUUAUAAUGAUCAUAUCUUGGCCAUGCUGCUCUUUUGCAUUUGAGACAAAGAGAAUAAGAUAAAAAACAAGAAGAUUGAUGGGUAUAAAAAAUAAUUACAGAACUCAACAAAACUUGUUCUAUGUGUGAAACCAAAAAAAAUGAUAAAAACUUGCACUCAUACCACAUUCAGAUAUAAUAUUGGUUUUUAUCUGUUGUUUAAAAUUUUGAACAAAAUUGAUGUGAACAACUUGAUAAUGAAAUGUAUAGAAAAUUGAUGUAUCCUUAGUUGAAAAUUUGAAUAUGACAGAUCUUAGAACAUGGUGGUUGUUAGUAAUUUACAUUUUAAAGUAGUUGGAAGAGUUGACAUAUUUAUUUAUGUACACACUCAAGAAGCUGUCUUUCUUUGUUUAAGUUUCUGUUUUACCAUCUCAAGUGUGUUCUGCUAUGUUCUUUUCUCUUCACUAUGUCUAUGGUGAAAUAUGGAGACCAAUCACAUGGUUUGACCUAUGACGUUUUCCUCAGUUUUAGAGGGGAAGACACACGUCACAAUUUUAUUGGAUAUCUUCGUGAUGCGUUGCGGCAGAGAGGAAUCAAUGCUUUCUUUGAUGAUGAGAAUCUGAGAAUAGGGGAAGAUAUUUCACCUGCCCUUUUAAAAGCCAUUGAAGAAUCUCAGAUUUCUGUUAUUGUUUUUUCUGUGAAUUACGCAUCUUCCAGAUGGUGCCUUGGUGAACUCGUGAAGAUCAUCGAAUGUACGAAAAGAAUAAACAAACAAAUUGCUUUCCCAAUUUUUUAUCAUGUUGACCCAUCUGAUGUACGAAAUCAAAGAAAUAGUUAUGGAGAAGCCAUGGUUGCACAUCAGAAUAGGUUUGGAAAAGACUCGGAAAAUAUAAAAGCAUGGAAAGCAGCAUUAUCUGAAGCUGCAGACUUGAAAGGCCACCAUAUACACACCGGGUUCGAAAUCGAUCAUAUUAAAGAGAUUGUUGAAAAGGUCCAUGCUAAGAUAGCUCCUAAACCCUUACUUGUUGGCGAAAAUCCAGUUGGGCUUGAUCAACACAUAGAGAAGGUGAAGUCACUUCUAGACAUGAAUCCUAACGACAAUACUAUAUGCGUGUUAGGCAUAUGCGGACUUGGCGGAAUAGGGAAAACAGAACUGGCCAAAGCAUUGUAUAACAAGAUUGUGCAUCAAUUCGAAGCUGCAAGUUUUCUUGCCAAUGUUAGAGAGAAAUCAAACAAAAUCAAUGGUCCCGAAGAUUUACAGCAAACACUUUUGUCAGAGAUGUUUGAGCAGCAAGAAACCGAGCUGGGAAGUACAAGUAAAGGAAUCUACGGAAUAAAACACAAGCUUGGAAAGAAAAAGGUUCUUUUGAUUCUUGAUGAUGUUGAUGACAUGGAACAAUUAAAAAACUUGGCUGGAGGAAGUGAUUGGUUUGGUCCAGGUAGUAGGAUCAUUAUAACUACAAGGGACAAAGGUUUGCUGAUAGGCACUCAUUCAUUUGUAGUUCAAAAUAUUUAUGAAAUGACUGAACUCAAUGAUCAACAUUCUCUUGAGUUGUUUUGUCGAAAUGCCUUUGGGAAAAGCAAUCCUAAAACUGGAUAUGAAGCUUUGUCAUCUCGUGCGUCUGGUUAUGCAAAAGGUCUUCCAUUGGCUUUAAAAGUUAUAGGCUCCAAUUUGGCUACUAGAAAAAGUUUAAAAGCUUGGGAGCAUGCAUUGAAAGAUUAUGAGAGGAUUCCGCGUAAAGGGAUUCAAGAUGUGUUAAAAAUAAGCUAUGAUGUUUUGGAGCCUUAUGCUCAGAGUGUUUUCCUAGAUAUAGCUUGCUUCUUCAAAGGGGAAAGAAUAGAGUAUAUCGAAGAGAUACUUGACGAAUUCAGUGCAACAUCUAAUAUUGAAGAACUUGUUAAUAAAUCUCUCUUGAAUGUUGAUCAUGGAUACUUGAAUAUGCAUGAUCUAAUACAAGACAUGGGAAGAGAAAUUGUUAGGCAAGAGUCACCAAAUCCUUUGAAACGUAGUAGAUUAUGGUUUCAUCAAGAUGUCAUUGACGUAUUAUUGGCCGACGAUUCUGGAAGUGAUGCAACUCAAGGGAUAAUGCUUGAUCCUCCCUACCAUGUAAAAAAAUUAGAAUGGAGGAGCACUGCUUUUGCGAAGAUGAACCGCCUCAGAAUUCUCAUUAUUCAAAAUACAACUUUUUCAUCAGAGCCUAAACACCUGCCAAAUCAUUUAAGGCUGCUUGAUUGGGAGAAUUACCCUUCAAAGUCUUUCCCACCAAAAUUUUAUCCAAGGAAUAUUGUUAUCUUGAAUUUGCCUUAUAGUCGACUUACAUUCGAAGAGCCGUUUAAGCAAUUUUCUUAUUUGACUGUCAUGAAUAUCUCAAAUAACCAAUCUAUCACAACAGUGCCUGAUGUGUCCAACAUUGAAAAUUUGAGAGAAUUGCGACUUGAGAAUUGUAAGAACCUAAAUACAGUUCAUGAAUCCAUUGGAUUUCUCAAACAUCUUGUUCACUUAAGCGCCGCGGGAUGCACCAAACUUGAAAAUUUUCUGCAAAGAAUGUAUUUACCAUCUCUAGAAGUUCUUGACCUUAGUUUGUGUGUAAAACUUGAACACUUCCCAGAUAUAGUGAACAAGAUGAAUAAACCAUUAAAAGUUUAUAUGAUAAAUACCUCUAUUAAGAGGCUGCCAGAUUCUAUUGAUAAUCUUAUUGGACUUGUUUCUAUUGAGAUGUCACAUAGCAAGAACCUCAAACAUCUACCAAGUUGCUUAUUCAUGUUACCAAGUGUUGUUGCUUUUAAAUUUGGAGGAUGUUCUAAACUUGGAGAAUCUUUCAGAAGAUUCGUACAUGAUUGCCCUUCAGGAGCUAAUGUUUGGUUAAAAUUAAAAACAUUGCAUUUUGAAAAUAGUGGUCUGUCGGAUGAAGAUCUUCAUUCGAUUUUCACGUGUUUUCCGAAAUUAGAAGAGUUGACUGCAUCAUAUAACAAUUUGGUCUCUCUCCCGGUGUGCAUUAAAGAGUCUGAUAACUUGACAAAGCUUGAUGUCAGUGGUUGCAAUAUGCUUCAAAAAAUUCCCGAAUGCACCAACUUGAGAAUUUUAAAUGUCCAUGGUUGUGUGAAGCUUGAACAUAUUUCAAAGUUGCCAUGCACUAUUAGAAAAAUAGAUGCAAAAUAUUGCUUCAACUUUUCUAGGGAGACUUCAGACAUGCUAUGGGAUCAGGUUAAAAAAGAUAGGCAUGGAUUAGAAAUUGUGAUGCCUAGAACCGAGAUUCCAGAAUGGUUUGAUUAUAGGAGCAAAGGAGGAAUUCCUUGUUUGUGGGUUCGUGGGAAGUUUCCCAAUGUUGCUUUAGCCUUGGUGUUCCAAGGUGUGGUUGGGAAGAAAAGAAGAACUCCUAGGCAACUUGUUGAACUUCACUUGGUUAUCAAUGGUCGAUGUGUCCCUCGCAAAGGCUAUUACAACUUCAGAAUUGAACCAAAUCAUGUUUUAAUUUGUGAUCUACAACUCUUGUUCAAUGACGAGGAGUGGAAAAGCCUUGAUGCAUUAUUUCUUGCGCAUGAAUGGAAUCAAGUGCAAAUUUCAUAUGAAGCAUCGGCCAUGACUUUUGUGACACUAAGUGAAUGGGGAAUUUUUGUGUACAAACAAGGGACUAUUAAAUUGGAAGAACUUGUUCAAUUCAUGUGUCCUGGCCCAAGGGACUCAAGCAUAGCUAACAUAAUAGUUCCUAUAAAAAGUCCUAUGAAGGAUCAAAUGAUGAUGAUAGAGGAGUUUGCUCUUGAUGAAAUCUUUAAUGAAUUAUUGGUGGAAAGCAUGAAAGAUCUGGUAAUCAAAUUACCAGAUUUAAACAUAUCGAGAGAGCUAUCGAAGAUGGCCAAGGAUAUAUUAAAAGGGAAACCAUUAGGAAAAAAGUCUCUCCUUGCAUGGUUCUUACAAAAUAUAAAAAAAAUGUAUGACAGUGUUUAUAAAGAAAAAGAUGAGCCUCUAAAUCCAAACUUAAGCCACAAGAAUGAAUUAGUGAAACGACCUAUGGAUGCAUAUGUAGGCGAAACUGCAACGUCUGGCCAUAAGGGAAGUUUGGAGGCACAAGUCAGUGAUGCUCAAUCUGAAGAAAUAAUGAUGAAAAUAUUCUUAGAUGGAAUGAGGGCAGGACUCUAUGAAGUACAAAAUAGAUUUCCUUCCCUAGAUAUAGAUGCAACCAUUAAUGCUGCUUUUAAAAGAGGUAAUUGGGCUAGAUCAGCCCACCGGUGGUCUGACUUAAGAAUGAUGAGAUAUGUAGAAGGAAUUAUCUAUGGACUACAGGAAGCACUAUUGAGUUUCCCCUCUUUAGACUUGAAUGCAACACUAAGUGAUGUGUUAAGUAAGGUGAGCAGAAGAGAGAACUCAAACCGUAGUUGUUUUACUACUACUUCAACAACUACAGUUUGGGGUCCUUGCUGUGGUUCAACUACACGACGACGAUGGAAAGGAGCCUCUCAUUUGUAUUUGCUGCGAGGGAAAGGGAAACCAACAACUUCCUCCUCAUAUAAAAUGAGAUGUCAACAAUCUCAUGCCUGCUACGCCAGUUGCUCACUGCCAAUGAACCUUCACACGCUCCCAUCUCAAGAGAACACGCAUGCGAGUAUCUGUUUAAUCUCCUCUGGUGCACGAAUUCGGAAGAAUUUGUGGAGUGGUUAUGGGACGCCACCAAAUGUCUACAUGUACGGUUCAACUGGCUACAUGAGAUUUUCGCACCUCCACUGUAAUACUCUGAUCAUAAUCUUCUGCAUCUCCUUCCUCUUAACAUGCUUUUAUUACUACUAAUAUUAACUCAUUACUCCAUUGUUUUGAAGCCUUUUCUUUAUUCAAGAUCAAGUUACGAUUAUUCUUUAUCUCUUCAAUAACAUUAUAAUAUGAUGAUUUCAGUUAGUUUUUCUGUGACUUGUACAUAUUUGUUUACCAAAUGUGAAGAAAAGUUUGUGCCCUUACUAUGAAUAGAGGUGGUGUAUGUGAAAAUUGCUUCUUGUAUUGGCAUUGAUACAAUUUUCAGGAACCAAGAUAUGUGUUUGAAGAUUUGAUAUUUGUGGCUAUAUUUAAUCUCUAUGUAUAUUUUGAACAAUAAUGUAGUUUAACAUUGCAGGCUUUCAAGUAUGACAACUAGGUUGUUUAGUUCCAAUAAUAAGCGCGGUAGAAAUGAUGACAACAAGAAGAAAGGCAGUGGAAGCAAAGGCGAAUGGCUGAGGCUGCAUUGCGGUGCAUCUAUUACCUUUUGGAACACAGUGACAAUGAUAGUGAUAGUGAUAGUGAUUCAGUCAUUCAGAUACUCAUCCCACGAGUGAAUUUGAGAAAUUUGUUGCGACAUGAAUAAUAAUAGUAGUAACUAAUAGAUGAGAACAAUGAGAGUGAUAAUGAUAAGUUUAUCAAAAUAUAUACAGCAUGAUGUUAUCUCCAUGAAAGUUUUACUUCUAUUCUGCCAAUUACCUGUUGCAUUGCAGUUGUAGUUUGUCUUAAUUUUAGACAAAUUGGUCCUUUUGAUAUACAGCAUGAUGUUAUGGGCCAAUUUUUAACUUUUAUGAAUGCUAAUUAAUUUCUUUUGAUAAAAAUUCAGUGCCUAAAACAAAAGAAAGAAGAUAAGAAUAUCUGCAAUGGGAGAACUAAUUUUGGUUGCUUGAG
Vicia villosa (hairy vetch) is the source of this 6672-nucleotide messenger RNA. RefSeq names its product TMV resistance protein N-like. The coding region runs from base 1507 to 5823 and encodes 1438 amino acids. Gene Ontology annotation, biological process: defense response; signal transduction. The record is from RefSeq and is a predicted model, not a curated record. The transcript is spliced from 6 exons. Lineage: Eukaryota; Viridiplantae; Streptophyta; Magnoliopsida; Fabales; Fabaceae. Gene Ontology annotation, molecular function: ADP binding.